Molecule: messenger RNA, 6447 nt
Organism: Rotaria socialis
Lineage: Eukaryota; Metazoa; Rotifera; Eurotatoria; Philodinida; Philodinidae
Source: the annotation of a GenBank genome assembly
AUGAGUUCGACUAUUGUCUUGUCUUCUAAGUCCUCCAGCAAAACUUCGACAGUCCUAUCAACUCGUCAAUUUCUUGUUCGUACAAACACGUCGUCCAGCGAUAUCAACAGCGAUGAGAAUGUGAUUAUGUUACGUAUAUUAGAUGAUAUGCAUCAUGUCAGUGAAGAAAUUAUUUUAAGAAAAUCUGAAUCACAAACUAAAUCCGUCGAAAACAAGAAUAUCGAUAUAUUUCAUGUUCGAACUCGACAAGAACUAGGUGAAACGAUACGAAAACUUAAACUACAUACGAAAAACACUAGUAACUCAUCGUCUAAAGAUGAUGAGAACGAAAGAAUAUUUUUGAAAUGGAUUGAACUGACUGAUCUGAGUACAAAACGUAAAUUUUGUUUUCCUGUCAACGAUUAUUUACCAUCGAGUUCUGGUGACGCAUUAGAAUUGACAGAAGUACAUCAAGAUGGCACAUGUGAUGAUAAUUAUCAAAAGGAAGCUAAUAAGAAAUAUUCUAAUGUAGAAAAUAAUAAAAGAGAAAAACAGAUGAUUAACAAUCAACCCAAUGAUUAUUUACAAUCUAUUUAUUCUACAAUGAAUACAUCAGAAUUCGAUAUUAAUAAUGGCAAUAAACUUGCAAAUGCAACUACUAAACAAUUGACUACUACAGAAGAGAAAUUGAAAUAUGCUAAAUUAUAUGAUAUUCGAACUAAAACAGCACAUCAAGGAUUUCUUGGAAUUAAAUCCUUAGUGAAAGCUAAUGUCUUUGUCAAAUUGUAUGAUAUUCAUCAACAAACAUCUGAAUCGAUUCCUUUGACAAUGUCCAGAUUGCAUCAGCGACCAUUUCGAUCAAAUCAAACAGAUCAAUUUCAAGUUGGUACAAACAUUAAACUUGAUUCAUUGAAAAAAGUUGAAAUGUGGCAUGAUGGAAAGAAAGGAACACGAUUACAUUGUGAUACAUUAGAAAUAACUGAUCAAAGCAAUGGACAAAUAUAUUGCUUUCAAAUCAACGAAUAUCUUGAAAAUAAUACGAAACUGAUUUUGACUGAUUAUGAUAAUUGCCGAUGUCUGGAUAUUCAUUUGGAACACCAAAAUUUAUCAACAGAAAAUACAACGACUUAUGAAAACAAAGAAGAUGAUGCAUCAGUAUUAUCGAAUAAAGCAAAAAUAGGAAGUCAAUCAUUAAAAGCAACAGAACAAAAGACAUCAUCAUUGGCAGUAUUUCAUAGUGAUAUAACCAGUCUUACUAGUUCAAACGUAGGUCAUAAAGGUCUUCUUUCUUUGACUUUGAGUGGAACAGAUGCUAAAGUUUAUAUACGUAUGCACGAAGGUGAAAGCAUCACAGACGAUAUACUAUUAAAUAAUUCUUUGACUCACAAUAAUGCCUUUGAAUCUGGCCAUAUAGAUGUCUUUGAAAUUUAUGUACCACAAUAUAUUAACUCUCCGGAUAGAAUUGAAAUAUUUCACAGCGGAAAAAAGCAUGAUGGUCUAUAUUUGACAUGGAUCGAAAUCAUGAAUAUGAAAACAUUAGAACGAAAAUGUUUUCCUGUCAAUCGAUGGCUUGAUUUAAAUGAAGGUGAUAAUAGAACACAUACUAUGCUAGAAAAGUUUACAGUAAAUGAAUCAUGUGAAGAAAAUGAAUAUCAUGAACAUAAUUCACAUGGUCAAUAUAAAAUGGAAUAUAUUAUUAGAACUAAAACAAGUAUGAAACAACCCAUGAAUAAUAGUGAUGUUUAUGCAAAUAUUUAUUUGAAAAUAUAUAAUGAUAAAAAUAAACACACAGAAGACAUGUUAUUAAACAAUACAAAACAUCAAACAAAUCCAUUUCGAACAGGAAAAAUUGAUAAAUUUGAAAUUGGAUCCAUUCAUUCUAUGGAUGAUACUAUUGAUAAGAUUGAAUUAUGGCAUGAUAAUACAUCGAAUUUUGAUUGGCUUUGCGAAUGGAUUGAAAUAAAAAAUAAAAAAACUGGUAGUAUUAAAUGUUUUGCAGUUAAUCGACUUUUAUCACGAAAAGCAUCUGAUGGUGCAAUUAAAAUUGUGCUUACAAUUCAUUCACAUUAUCCAUGCGAUAGAAUUGCACGAGAACUACAUGCUUUAGCUGACGAAGUUGCGAUUCAAGAUCGACACGAUUAUGUCGAUAAAAUAAAAUAUGCGUCUCAACGAUAUUAUCAUUCGCCAAAUAAAACUGAAUUUAUUAAAAAAUAUAUAGUUACAACUAAAACAGGAAACUCAAUAUUAUCUGAAACUAAUCAUCGUGUCUUUAUUCGUUUGUAUGAUAAUCAGAAUUCUCAGUCAGAAGAUAUUUUACUUGAACAAACAGUAACCAAUAGAAUUCCAUUUCAAAAACAUGCGCUAGAUGAAUUUCACACCGGUACAUUAAAUAAUUUAUUGGAUUUACAAAAAGUGCAUUUGUGGCAUACGAGUGAAAGAAAAGAGGAAUGGAAUGUUGAAUGGUUGCAAAUUGAAGAUAUUGAUACUAAUCGUCUUUACUGUUUUCCAGUCAAUACAUGGCUUGAGUCAAAUUUGAAGGAUAAAGAAACACAUGUUGUACUCACAGAAUUUACUAUAAAUCAACCGUGUUCAAGAAUAUCGAAUCGGAAGGAUCAGGAAAAUUUGUCAAGGUUACCCGUUACUUAUGAUCGAGCAGAUGAUGACAAUAAAAAUAAACGAAAGAAUCCAUUGGUAGAAUUCAAGCGAUCCUAUCAUGUUGAAACAAAAACGGGAACAAAAGGUUUUCUCGGAUUGUCUCCAACAGGUACACAUGCAAAAGUAUUUAUAAAAAUUCAUGAUACAAAUGGGCAAAUAUCUGAGGCAAUCGAACUUGAAAAAUCUAUUAGCCAUAAGAAUAAAUUUGAACGAGGACAAACAGACAAAUUUGAUGUUGGAUCCAGUCAGUCACUUGAUGGCAUAGAUAAACUUGAAUUAUGGCACGAUAAUACUGGCACCGGGCAUGGAUGGUUUACUGACUAUGUCGCUGUAGUUGAUAAUAAAACUGGUGAAGAAGCAUGCUUUUUUAUUGGUGAUUACUUAAACAAAAAGAAUGGUGGAGUAGAAGAAAAACAUCUUAUAUUAGAUAAGCAAGCAGUGGAUAAUCGACCAUGUCGUGAACAUAAUUUUGAUGCAACUGAGUCAACAAUUCAAGAAGCAAAAGUAACAGAAAAUCCAACAACACCAUUUACACAAACAUACUGCGUCAAAACAAAAACAGGUCCUACUGCUUAUUUUGGUAUGAAUGGUGCAGAUACAAAUACAGACGUAUUCAUUCGAAUUCAUGACAAUAAUGCUAAAGUAUCAGAACCACUUCAACUGAAACAGUCUCGAACGCAUCAAAAUAAAUUUCAAAAAAAUCAAACUGACCAAUUCGAUGUAGGUACUCGUGAAAGCCUUGAUGGUAUUAAAAAGCUCGAAUUGUGGCUUGAAAAUGACAAAAACAAUCAAUUGCAAUUGGAUUAUGUUGAAAUAAUCGACAACAAAACAGGACAUAUCUACUGUUUUCUUGUCAACACUAUACUUGAUAAAAACUCGGGCACAAAUACAACUCGUGUCUCACUUGAAAAUCCAUUAGAAAAUGUUUCAUGUUCAGUUGAAUUUAAUAAAAGCGAGCAAGUCAACAAUCCCAUCAAAACAAAUAUCACCCAUUCACAAAAGAAUGAUAAAACUGAAAGAAACUUCACAAUUAGAACAAAAACAGGUAACUCAGUAGAAGCUGGCUCAACAACACCUAUACAUAUUCAAUUAUUUGAUGAUCGUGAUCAGAAAUCUGAAGAUAUACGUCUUAAACGCAAAGAUCAUGAUAAGCAUAAUUUUGAACCGGGUGCUAUUGAUGAAUUUCAAGUGGCAUCAUUACAAUCACUCUCUAAUAAACUAAUUGGCAUUCGUGUAAAACAUAAUGCGGACAAAUAUCAAGGAUGGUAUGCUGAAUGGAUCGAAAUUAUCGAUGAAGAUAACCAUCAAACAUAUUGUUUUCCUAUUCAACGAUGGCUUGACAAAGCUGAAAAUGAUAAACAGACUAACAUAUAUUUCAGUGAUGUUUCUUAUGUACCAUGUGAUUCAAUAUUAAAUGCAAUGCCCAAAUCAGGUUAUCGAUCCAUGGCGAUUGUUCGAAAAACAGCUACUAGUACUAUAUCAUCUUUAACAUCACCAUCACGAAAUUCAGAUCGAACAUUAGUUACAUCGUUUCAAAAUACUUAUCAUAUUAGAACUAAAACGAGAAAGAAAGGUUUUCUUAACCGUUCACCAACAAAAACCAAAGCAAAAGUAUUUGUACGAUUUAUUGAUAAAAAUGGUGAUGUUUCCGAGAAUCUUCAAUUGCAUGAUUCAACUGAUCAUCAACAUAAAUUUAAAUCGGGUCAAAUUGAUGAAUUUGAUAUUGCAACAAGCAAACAAUUGAAUGAUAUUGAUCAACUUGAAUUAUGGACAAAUGAGAAAAACUCAAGUCACGAAUGGUUUCUUGAAUAUGUCCAAGUGACUGAUAAUAAGACAGGCAAUGUCCUAUGUUUUCCUAUCGAUCAAUAUUUAAAUGAUAAGAACAGUGGAAUUGAAGAAAAUCCAUUAAAAUUGAAAAGAGCAACAAAUGAACAAUUCUGUGAAGAAUCAAUCGAAAAUAAUAAUGACAAUGAAUUACAAGAGCAGAAUUCAUCUUCUAAUGUGAAUAUUUCUAAUAUAUCUAGUAAAUACAAAACUAAAUUUUCAGUAAUAAUUAAAACUGGUCAUACUGGUUUUUCGACUCUCAGUCCUAUUGGAGCCCAUAUUCCCGUAUUUAUUCGUAUACAUGACGCUAAAGGCAAGCUAUCUGAAGAAAUUCAAUUGCAAAAUUCCACUAAACAUACAAGUGAAUUCGCAAAAAAUCAAACAGAUCAUUUCGAUAUCCAACCUAAUGGAUUACUUGAAGGUGUAUCGCGAGUCGAACUUUGGCAUGAAAGUGAUAAAUUUAUUGGAUGGCAAAUAGAAUAUAUUCAAGUAAUUGACAAUCAAACCAAUACAUCAUACUGUUUCCGUGUCAAUACAAGCCGAGAUAAAAACUAUGGUUCGAAACAAAUUCACAUUCUACUUGAAAAUCCGUUGAUCAAUCAAUCUUGUAAAAAGCAAGUCGAAACAAUUGAACCCCAUCAUAGCUAUGCAUCAGUAUCAAAGAAACUUAAACCAGAUAAAUCAUCACGAAAUUAUACUAUUCGAACGAAAACAGGUAAUCACGCUUCAGCUGGUUCGACAACGCCUAUUCAUAUUCAAUUAAUCGAUAUCUAUGAUAAAAAAUCUAAAGAUAUUCGAUUAAAGAAAAAAGAUAUGGAAGGACAUCAUUUUGCGCCUGACGCUAUAGAUGAAUUUAAAAUUACAUUACCAGAAUCAUUAUUUGCAUUAAAAGCUGUUAAACUUUCACUUGAUGCUGAUAAAUAUCAAGGUUGGUACGGCGAAUGGAUUUCAAUUACAGAUGAUAAUAACCAAGAAACGUACUGUUUUCCUAUUCAACGUUGGUUAGAUAAAGGUGAAAAUGAUCAUAAAACACAUGCUACUCUGUACCAACAAUCUACUAUUCCUUGUGAUCAAUUAUCGGACUCCAUACUUAUUCGAUCUUCAACAGUGAACAAUGAACAUAAUGAACAAUCAAGAGACAGCGAAGAAAAGAUGAGUUCAUCUGAUUUUCAAGUACGUUUAAAAACAGCUGAUAUAUCAUUGCAAAAUAAAAUUGGACGUGAUGCCAAUAUUUAUUUAAACAUCUAUAAUGAAAAUAAUAAACAAAUCGGAAAUUCUAUCCGACUUCAAAACUCUAAAACUCAUAAAAUACCAUUUCAAAGACAUCAUACCGAUGAAUUUGAUCUAACAAUACCAAUUGUAAAAAUUAAUGAAAUUGAUAGAAUUGAUUUGUAUCAUGAUGGGCAAAAUGAUGGAUGGUUCUGCGAUUUUGUUGAAAUGAAAAAUCGUCAAACAAAUGAAACUAGAUGUUUUUCUGUACAUCAAUGGUUAGAUAAAGUAUCUGAUGAUAGAAUUAAAUUUUCAAUGACAAAUUAUCAAAAUGUACCAUGUGAUGGUAAACGAAAUACUAAAAAAAAUCUGAAUUACGAAUAUUAUACUGUACGAAUAAAAACAAAUACAACAAAUUUAACUUUGAAUAGUUCUGUGAAUGUUUUUCUAAAACUUUUUGGUAAAUCUCAUCAAACUGAACAAAUUCAAUUAGACAAAACAAUUGACAAUAAACAAGCAUUUCAAAGAAAUAAUUCAAUCGAUACAUUUGAGAUUCGAACAUUAACGCAAUUGAAUUCACUUGAAAAAAUCGAUUUUUUUUAUGAAUUUCCAUCGAAUAAUAGAAAACUUUCUUUGGAAUGGAUUGAAAUAACUAAUUUAUCGAAUGGAACUAUUUCAUGUUUUCCAGCUAACUGUAUAUUAACAUCAUCAAACAUUAAUCAAGGAAUACAACAAGUAUUGACUUUAAACGAAUCGAAUAGUCGACCCUGUUCUAAUUAA